Paraglomus brasilianum is the source of this 571-nucleotide messenger RNA. NCBI's taxonomy places the organism in Eukaryota, Fungi, Glomeromycota, Glomeromycetes, Paraglomerales, Paraglomeraceae. The record is from the annotation of a GenBank genome assembly.
GGUGAGGAACAUUGUAAUGCCAUAUGCUUCCGAAAGCAAAUGGGUGAAUCCACCAUCCAGUCGUCCGAUUCUUAUAAUCACUGUGUGGGAUGCAGUGGCCCUGCUUUGGACGUACAGUAUAAGUCGCCCUCCAAAAAUGAAAUGCAAUUACAAGAUAAAGCCUCCAAGAAAGAAAUUCAAAAAUCAAGCUGCAUAUCUGGUGAAAAUGUUGUCGAUCCUUGCGGUCAAGAUUACGGAAAUGGAGAUGAAUCAGUAUGUUCGCCCAACCGCGAUAAAUCUCACAUUUUCCACUCGGAGGAACAACAUCAAGAAUUACCUUUCCGGAGUAUCGAUUCGUGGCAAGUGGGGAGUGACGAAAGAAGAGAGAAGACAGUUAUUUGAAGUGAACAAACGGGCAGCAGAGAGGAGAGUAAAAACGAUGAAAUCAAUGUUUUCCAAUUCCAAACCGAGGAAAAAAUGGAGGGUUGCAAAAAUUCCUGGGGCCAUUGUUCAGAGUCGGUACCAUGGUGUGCUCUUCAUGGGAAGAAAACUACCCGAAAUCGCCGUGCUACUUUGUAUUCCCGGACAGUAA